AGAAUGGCUCCAAAGCAGCGUAUGGCCGUCGCAAACGCGCAAUUCAGCAAAAACGUCACUCAACGUGGAAAUGUGCCGAAGGGAAAUAAAACAAACGAAUCGAAGUUUCCAACUUCCCAAUGGCUCAUUGGACUCUUCAUCUUCGUUGUUUGUGGUUCCGCCAUCUUCGAAGUCAUCCGCUACAUCAAAGUUUGAGUGAAUCCCCGUCUAGUGGCCCCCCUGCACAUUCAUUCCCAAAAGCCCAUGUAAAUUAAUUUUAAUAAAUGGCAAAUAAUUU
Messenger RNA from Caenorhabditis elegans, 277 nucleotides. It is a transcript of the gene serp-1.2, whose product is annotated as Stress-associated endoplasmic reticulum protein. The coding region runs from base 4 to 195 and encodes 63 amino acids. The record is from RefSeq and is marked reviewed. Gene Ontology annotation, cellular component: endoplasmic reticulum; endoplasmic reticulum membrane. Lineage: Eukaryota; Metazoa; Nematoda; Chromadorea; Rhabditida; Rhabditidae. The transcript is spliced from 3 exons.